Molecule: messenger RNA, 447 nt
Organism: Eimeria acervulina
Lineage: Eukaryota; Apicomplexa; Conoidasida; Eucoccidiorida; Eimeriidae
Exons: 1
Coding region: 1-447 (148 amino acids)
Source: RefSeq, a predicted model, not a curated record
AUGUCUCUAAAAGACAAACUUCAUCUGCAACGCGCAGCAGCAGAAGACGCUAAGGAGCUGCUCAAUAUAUACUUAGCAAACAAGGCGAACCAAGGGGCCCCAGAAGAGGGCCCCCCGGGGGCCCCGACAGAGGCCCUUAAGGGGCCCCCAGGAGGGGGCCCCCAGGGGGCCCCCUUGAAAAGAGCUGAAGACGUCUUACAGCCGUCAGCAACCUCUAAGGGGCCCCUGGGGCCCCCAGGUGGCGUGGGGGCCCCCGAGGGUAUAGCGGAGGCCCGAGGGAUAGUUGAAAAAGAAGGUAGCGUUAGGGAGGAUAAGCAGCAGCAGCAGCAGCAGCAGCAGCAGCAGCAGCAGCAGCAACUGUUGCUGCAUAAAGAAACAGAAAGGCUUGUUGAGGCCCUCAAGGCACUCAUGCCGCAGGAGAAGACAGACUGGGUCGUCUCCGUGUAG